Messenger RNA from Colossoma macropomum (tambaqui), 2238 nucleotides. RefSeq names its product butyrophilin-like protein 3. The record is from RefSeq and is a predicted model, not a curated record. Lineage: Eukaryota; Metazoa; Chordata; Actinopteri; Characiformes; Serrasalmidae. Bases 25 to 972 code for a protein of 315 amino acids. The transcript has 14 exons.
CAGCCAGAGAGUGAAACAUGUAAAAUGGAUUUGUUGUUUUUUGUACUGCUUCUGGCUGCUGGACUUCAAGGUCUACAUGUUGAAGGCCCCUCCGGUCCUCUGGUGGUCCCGCUGGGGGGCGCUGUGCUGCUGCCGUGUUCUGCUCAGGACCCCCUCCCUCUGGAGGGUCUCAGAGUGGAAUGGAGCAGAACAGACUCAGAGUCUGUAGUGAACGUUUUCCAGCAGAAAGAAAUCAGAGCAGAGCUGCAGAGUCAGAGCUUCAGGGGCCGAGCCGACUUCUUCCCAGAGGAGAUAUCGAGAGGGAACUUCUCCAUCUUACUCAGUGACGUCACACCAGAAGAUGCUGGAGUUUACAGGUGUGGAGUUUCCUCCAGUCAGGACUACAGAGAGACCACAGUGGAGAUUAAACUCAGUGAGCGGUUGGUGGUGAGGGGAGCGCUCCACCCCAUCUUCACCUCAGUGGGUGAGGAGGUGAUACUGAGCUGCUCUGUAGACUCACAGAUUCCAGUCCACCAGCUGGAGGAAGUGACCUGGAAAAAACACCCAGACAUCCCAGUUCUGCUCUUUCAAGAAAACCAGACCUUCUCAGAGUUUUCUCACGAGAGCUAUCGAGAACGAGCCGAGUUCUUCACGACUGAAAUCCCUCGAGGAAACUUCUCACUGAGGCUGAAGGACGUUAGGAUGGAAGAUAAAGGAGAAUUCAUCUGUGAAGUCCACACUGCUGACCCUUCAGGACAGACCACAGUGAUCAUCCAGCGAAUAGGUUUCUCUUCUGUCCAGAUAUGUAUCCUUGUGAUGUGUUUCACUUCAUUAACACUCGCUGUCGGACUCGGAGUUCCUGUUUUUUAUCUUUCUACACAAACAAGCUACAACCAGACUUAUCAUGAUCAUGCAUAUUGUACUGGCCUUUUGUCCAAACAUUUGCAUGUUCAUUGGUUUUGUGCUGUGGUCAGCAGAGGGGCUCCCCAAUGAGGUCGUCAUUUGUGCAGCUGUCAGUCUUGCUCGCUGUCUGAUGUUGAUGAAGACUGCUCCUCAUCUCAACUCACUUCCAGCCUGCAUGUGAGGACUCUGCUAACAUGAUGGAUGUGGUUGAACCAAGCCGCUCAGCUUCAAGUCCUGUGACCAACUCUGGAGCUUCUUCUUCUGACUUAAAGCCUGAAUAUGAGGACGCUGCUAACGUGAUGACCGUAGUUGAAUCAAGCCACUCAGUUUCAGCUCCUGUGACCAAUGCUGGAGCUUCCUUAAAGAUACAAGAGAAGACUUCUGAUUAUUCAGAUGACCUUUUUGACUCCACUGAUGAUAAUUACAACUCCAGUAAAAGCAGUAAGGACAAUAAUCAUGCAGGUGCUGAUAAGGUCAGAAAAUUGGAACACACAUGGGCUGGGAACACACUAAGAAAACGACAAAGCAGUCAAAGCAAGUUACAGUGGACAGUGAAUUGGUAGAGCCUGAAAGCAGUAUGACCGAGAAUGAUGCACCCAUCUCAUUGCCACAAGAUAAUGCAGGGCAAUUUGACGAGGAGGCAGACCAAUUGCUGAAGUCAAACAAAAAAGUGAGAGAGUGUGAUGCAACUUUGUCCUUACCACAAGUCAGUGCAGGGCAAAAUGACGGUGAGACAGGCCAAUUGCUGAGGUCAAUUAAAAGAAAGAGAGGUCCCUGUAAGAGAACACCCUGGAGUGUUAAUGAAAUCCAUGCUGUGGAGAACCACAUGAUGAGGUUCAUUCAAAGCUGGAAAGUUCCAGGAAAAGCUGACUGUGUUCGCUGUAUAGAAGCUGAACCACUGGCACUUAAAAACAGAGACUGGUUAGCUGUUAAGUUCUACGUAAAAAAUCGCAUCACAGCAUUGCAGAGACAGGUGUAAGACUUGGUCAACACAUACUGUAUCUUGAAUGGAGAAUGGAGAGCUUUAUUAUUUAACUUAAAUUGUUAAUUUUCAUGGUUUUCUUUGGUCUGGUUAAUCUGGUCAUGUGGACAAGGUUGUUCAAGGUAAAAGGUUUAUUGCAAGAUGCAUAUUUGCUGCAGUAUGUUCUUAACUUUUCUACAUCUAAUACUUAUUCUGUUACUAAUAAAUGCAUCUUUAAACUAAUGCAUCUAUCUGGAUUAGUAAUUUUGUUUGCAUUAAGAAGAAAAAAGCAGUGUUCCUUCUCAGUAUGGAACUGGUCCUCACAAAGAAUGAAAACGAGUGAUGUGUGUAAUGAUGGUCCUCAGAUAUACUCAAUACCUGAAAUGUCCCCACAA